AUGGCGCAGCUGAACGCUCUGGGGGGCUUGUGGCCAGAAAUCGUCAAAGCAACUGGAUAUCUCGAUAAUCGUACGCCCAAGCGCCAGCUAGAGUGGAGGACCUCAUACGAAUCGCUAUUAAAGCAGAAGCCGAAUCUAGCUCAUCUCCGCACGUACGGAUGCAGAGCCUAUCCGUUGAAUAAGCACAUACCACGCUUGCAGAAGCUGCAGCUAAGAGCUUAUAUAGGGUAUUUGGUAGGAUAUGAGUCGACAAAUAUCUAUCGAAUUUGGAUACCAAGUCUGGAGAAGGUCGUACGAACAAGGGAUGUUACGUUUAAUGAAGAGCUAUUCUACGAUCCUGCAGAGCUAGAUAUAGGCCAUCUUCUACGCGAAUCGACUAACCAGGUUAUAGAGAUCCUUGAAAUUCCUUCUAUGGCCGCGGCAGAGCCAAAUAGCCGUGCAGAUACUGAAGAGGAGGAGGAGAGGGAGCGCGGCGCAAGAUCCGCAGGAGGCGAAAACGACUCUCCUAGCGCCUCUACGCCAAAUUCUACAGCCGCGCCAACUCCCUGCGAUUCGAGUGCUUCUGGCACGCUUUCUAACUGCGCUUCUACGCCCUCUGAAAAUCGAUCUGACUUCGACUCUCGAAAUAUCCUGCCAGAAGGCUCGAAACGCUCUCGUAUGAGCUCUCGACGUCAGAAUUACGCCGCAGCGCUUGCGCAGACUACUGAGCUCACGCCCUUCUACGCAGCAUUCGCUGCAGGGCACGAAAAAAGUGGAAAAAUAGAUGGGUUACACAGAGAUACGCUGCCUACGGAGCUGCGCAGCUGGAAGCAAAUGACUAAGCAUAAAUUCGCUACAGAAUUCAAGCUUGCUGCUAAUAGAGAGAUUCAAGAGCUGGCACGCAGAGAGACGUUCAAGUGGGUGAAUAAGGAGGCUGUUACUGCUAUGCCGUUGCCCCUGCUAUGGGUAUUUAAAUACAAAUUCGACACAGACGGCUAUCUCAUCAAAUUCAAGGCCAGGCUCUGCGUACGAGGCGAUUUGCAGUCAACAGAGCAGGAUACCUACGCCGCAACACUCGCAGCACCAGCGGCGUUCGAUCUUGAUAUUCGCCAAUAUGACGCUGUCAACGCGUUCGUUAAUAGCAAACUCAACGAACGGAUAUUCUGCAUACCCCCUGAGGGUUAUAAGCGUUCUCAGCAGAGCUGGCUACUUCUACGCGCAUUGUACGGCCUCAAGCAAUCGCCGCUGCUUUAG
Molecule: messenger RNA, 1233 nt
Organism: Endocarpon pusillum Z07020
Lineage: Eukaryota; Fungi; Ascomycota; Eurotiomycetes; Verrucariales; Verrucariaceae
Exons: 4
Coding region: 1-1233 (410 amino acids)
Source: RefSeq, a predicted model, not a curated record